AGGGUUGAAAGGUUAGAAUAGUUAGAAAGAAAGUCAUAAUAAAGUGAUAAAAUCAUAAAUAAACAUAAACAUAAAAAGACUACUGUAAAGUGUAAAGUAUUUUGGUAAUUGUUAAUUUACAUCAUAUUAUCCUUCCAGUUUUCAGUAUAUAUUUUUUUAUAAUACAAGAUAAACAUACUACAAUCAUGUUUAAUCAAACUGAAGUAAAACAAGAGGUAGCUGAGACAACUUGCAAAAGAGAAAUAGAAAUAAUAGAUACUCAAGUUCUACAGGAUACCUUUAAAACCGAAUUUAAGGAGGAGCCUAAGACAGAAAGUGCCUGUGAUACAUUUGAUUUUGAUUAUUUAGAUGUGAAGAAAUGCCCUAUAAAAGCUGAAAUAGAUCAAGAUGAUGGUUUUCCCCAUGGUUUUUCAUGUGAAAUUAGCUCCGAAUUAUUAUCACAAUCAUCCAUUUUCAAAGAACAUAUGGAACUAGACACUGAAGAUAAGCCUUUUGCUCGUGAAAUUUGUGCCAAAAAGUUUUCACAAAUUUCCAAUUUAAAUGAACAUAUGGGAAUACACACUAGCGAUAAUUCUUUUACAUAUGAAAGCUUUAAGAGUUUUUUACAAAGAUCCAAUUUAUCAAAAGAUAUGGGAAUACAUACUGGUGAUAAACCUUUUGCAUGUGAAAUUUGCUCCAAAACGUUUUCAUUAAAAUCCAGUUUAAAAGCGCAUGUAAGAAUACACACUGGUGAUAAACCUUUUGCAUGUGAAACUUGUUCCAAAUGUUUUUCACAAAGAUCCAGUUUAACAGACCAUAUGCGAGUACACACUGGGGAUAAACCUUUUGUAUGUGAAAUUUGUGUCAAAAAGUUUUCACAAAGAUCUACGUUAGCAGAACAUAUUAGAGUACAUACUAGGGAUAAACCUUUUGAAUGUGAAAUUUGCUCCAAGAGAUUUUCAAAUAGAUCCGGGUUAUCAGAACAUAUGAGAGUACAUACUGGCGAUAAACCUUUUGCAUGUGGCAUUUGCUCCAAGAGGUUUUCACAAAGAUCCACUUUAAAAGGCCAUAUGAGAGUACAUACUGGGGAUAAACCUUUUCCAUGUGAAAUUUGCUCCAAAACCUUUUCACUAACAUCCAAUUUAAAAAAGCAUAUGAAAAUACACACGGGUGAUAAACCUUUUGUAUGUGAAAUUUGCUCCAAAAGUUUUUCACAAAGAUGCACGUUAGAAGAACAUGUGAGAGUACAUACUAGGGAUAAACCUUUUGAAUGUGAAAUUUGCUCCAAGAGUUUUUCAAAUAGAUUCGGGUUAUCAGAACAUAUGAGAGUACAUACUGGCGAUAAACCUUUUGCAUGUGACAUUUGCUCCAAGAGGUUUUCACAAAGAUCCAAUUUAAAAGACCAUAUGAGAGUACAUACUGGGGAUAAACCUUUUCCAUGUGAAAUUUGCUCCAAAACCUUUUCACUAACAUCCAAUUUAAAAAAGCAUAUGAAAAUACACACGGGUGAUAAACCUUUUGAAUGUGAAAUUUGCUCCAAGAGUUUUUCAAAUAGAUCCGGGUUAUCAGAACAUAUGAGAGUACAUACUGGCGAUAAACCUUUUGCAUGUGACAUUUGCUCCAAGAGGUUUUCACAAAGAUCCAGGUUAAAAGACCAUAUGAGAGUACAUACUGGGGAUAAACCUUUUCCAUGUGAAAUUUGCUCCAAAACCUUUUCACUAACAUCCAAUUUAAAAAAGCAUAUGAAAAUACACACGGGUGAUAAACCUUUUGAAUGUGAAAUUUGCUCCAAGAGUUUUUCAAAUAGAUCCGGGUUAUCAGAACAUAUGAGAGUACAUACUGGCGAUAAACCUUUUGCAUGUGACAUUUGCUCCAAGAGGUUUUCACAAAGAUCCAAUUUAAAAGACCAUAUGAGAGUACAUACUGGGGAUAAACCUUUUCCAUGUGAAAUUUGCUCCAAAACCUUUUCACUAACAUCCAAUUUAAAAAAGCAUAUGAAAAUACAUACGGGUGAUAAACCUUUUGAAUGUGAAAUUUGCUCCAAGAGUUUUUCAAAUAGAUCCGGGUUAUCAGAACAUAUGAGAGUACAUACUGGCGAUAAACCUUUUGCAUGUGACAUUUGCUCCAAGAGGUUUUCACAAAGAUCCAAUUUAAAAGACCAUAUGAGAGUACAUACUGGGGAUAAACCUUUUCCAUGUGAGAUUUGCUCCAAAACGUUUUCAUUAAAAUCCAGUUUAAAAGCGCAUAUGAGAAUACACACUGGUGAUAAACCUUUUGAAUGUGAAAUUGGUUCCAAAUGUUUUUCACAAAGAUCCAGUUUAAAAGACCAUAUGCGAUUACACACUGGGGAUAAACCUUUUGUAUGUGAAAUUUGUGUCAAAAAGUUUUCACAAAGAUCUACGUUAGCAGAACAUAUUAGAGUACAUACUAUUGAUAAACCUUUUGAAUGUGAAAUUUGCUCCAAGAGUUUUUCAAAUAGAUCCGGUUUAUUAGAACAUAUGAGAAUACACACUGGUGGUGAUAAACCAUUUGUAUGUGAAAUUUGCUCCAAGAGUUUUUCACAAAGAUGCACGUUAGAAGAACAUGUGAGAGUACAUACUGACGAUAAACUUUUUGCAUGUGAAAUUUGCUUCAAAAGAUUUUCACAAAGAUGCGGGUUAGCAAAACAUAUGAGAGUACAUACGGGGUCCUGAUUCUAAUUCAAACUUUGACUCAAAACAGGUCGAAAUCAAUAUGGCGACGUUGAAAUGCGACUUUGCGAUCCUUGUGGAUUUCAGUUGAACUAACUAAAGGACGUCAUUAAAUUUCGAUAGGUUGCAAUUACUUUAGACUCCAAAAAAGUGGUUGAAAUUAUAAUUUCGAGUCGAAAUUAUUGUAACACGGACAUGAAUGGGCGAAUGGCCGGAAGUGAGGUUAGGUUUAGUUUAGGAGAUGUGUUUUAUUUGUUUCUUGCAAGGAAAACUUAAGCAAAAGGUAUUAAUAUGGCUGGGUUUUAUGGAAGUUUGCUGGUUUUGGAGGAAUUAGAGAGAAUAGUGUUAAAUUAGAAAUGUAAUAAUUGUGAAUGUCCACAACGUGAAUUAUCAUCACAAUGAAAGAUGUAACGUAAUAAUCUAGGAAAAUCAGUAAAAAAACAAGGAAAACUUAUUUACCAGCUAUUUUAUUGCUGGACAUGCUGGAAUCAAAUUUUAGGAUUGCAUAUUAUAUUAGUAAUAUAGCUAUACAAAGUCCGCAGAAAGUGUGCUAUUUUGUUUAUAAACAAAUUAGCGCUACGAAAUCUUUUUUCCCAAUUAUUGCUCUGUAACUCAGAAUAUUUUAACUUAAAAAAAAAACACUCUCAUAAAAAUCCGCUGAAAAUGAUAAAGUAAAUAUCACCAGUUGUAACUAAUAUCCAAAUGAAUGAGAAUCGCUAUGGAUUGCGACUGUCAUAGCGAAGUCGCUAUUAAAUUUCGACCUCGAAAUGAAUUGCUGAGUAAAAAUAAUGUGUCUUCACAUUGAGAACGGUGAGAGUCAACUAGAGUUGUCGAUAUUUAAACGGUUUUAACCGAUGUAUUUUUGGUGGUUAUCAUGUAAAGCUUGCAAGAACACUGAUGAUGCUCUUUUCAGAGAGCGAAAACAUAUUGUAUUUGUAGUCCUUUUUAGUUUUUUUAAAUCUCAGCUGUCCACGUUUUUUUCUUUUAACAGUUCUAUGAGUUUCUGAUGUACUCUAUUAAAAGCUUUUUGAUAUAUAAAGCAGACAUAGAGAUCCUGGUUCAUAUCUAGUUGUCUUUGCGCGAGAACGUUAAAAGCGAACAGAGCCUCUCUCAUUCCUAGUCCUCCUCUGAAUCCAAACUGUAAUUACUGUAAAUUUAAACGAAAUUAUUUUUCCAAAAAAUGAGUAGACCUUAAAAUGUCUAUAUAGGGUGAGGCAGAUAACUGGCCUAUUAGAAAUAUCUCGAGAACUAAAGGCAACAUAAUCAUGAAAAUUGGCAUAAAGGGGUUUUGAGGGAUGAUCUAUUAAAUGAAAAUAUUUUUAUCUCUUUGCAACUUCCGGUCAUACCGGAAGUUGCUUGUAACUUGGUUUUUUUAAAUGGGACACCCUGUAUAUUUUUACAUUUUUGGAUUCUCCUCAAUAUCUUCUUUCUUAAAAUAUGAGAUUUUGUAAUAUUAUACAGGGUAUUUUGAAUGAUAUUUACGUUUUUUUAUUAAUUUCGUAGCAACAUUCACACCCUGUAGAAUUGUAAUAGUUUGACAUUAAAAACUCUGCUAACGUUCAAGUGAUUUUUAAUAUAGUCUAUUAUUGUUAAGAAUUAUUCGUAUAGCUAAUUUUGAAAUAUUAGUAUACAAUGUUGGUCGAAACUCGGAAUGAAUAUUUUCUGAGUUUUCUUAAAUAGAACACCCUGUAUUUUAGUAUUGUAAUGAAAUGAUAUUUCAUAGUACUUUUUAUUUUAUAAAUAUUCCCUAUACCUAACUGCUUUAAUUUGUGAGUUAUUGGUGAUUCAAGCUAAACAUUAAUUGCAACAAAAAAUACGUAAAAUUUUAUUAGGUUGGCCAUGAAAAUAUUCAAUCACAAACAAUUUUUCAGAAAGAAAUACAUAUUAAUCCAGACCGAUCCUUAAAAUUACUAACAAUGGUUUAGCUAUCAAAAUAGCUACGUAGUUAAGAUUGUUGAUGCGACUAACAAUUAAGCACAAAUUAAAGCAGUUAGGUAUAGGGAAUGCUUAAGAAAUAAAAAAGUACCAUAAAAUAUCAUUUCAUUACAAUACUAAUAUACAGGGUGUUCCAUUUAAGAAA
Messenger RNA from Diabrotica virgifera virgifera (western corn rootworm), 4749 nucleotides. Its product is annotated as zinc finger protein OZF-like. Gene Ontology annotation, cellular component: nucleus. Gene Ontology annotation, molecular function: DNA-binding transcription factor activity, RNA polymerase II-specific; RNA polymerase II cis-regulatory region sequence-specific DNA binding. The record is from RefSeq and is a predicted model, not a curated record. Gene Ontology annotation, biological process: regulation of transcription by RNA polymerase II; central nervous system development. Lineage: Eukaryota; Metazoa; Arthropoda; Insecta; Coleoptera; Chrysomelidae. The transcript is spliced from 4 exons. Bases 186 to 2672 code for a protein of 828 amino acids.